This is a messenger RNA of Macaca mulatta (Rhesus monkey), 2752 nucleotides long. RefSeq names its product transmembrane protein 229A (gene TMEM229A). The record is from RefSeq and is a predicted model, not a curated record. Lineage: Eukaryota; Metazoa; Chordata; Mammalia; Primates; Cercopithecidae.
GGCAGGGCGGGGGCAGGGCCGCCGCUGCUCGCGUUACGUUCCCAGAGCCUGCGGCGGAGGCGCGGGGCUGAGCAGCGGAGGGGAUGGGGCUUGCACAAGCUUCUGCAUUUUCCCUCACAGCCCCGGCGCCGCCUCCCCUGACUGGGCCGCGGUGCCCGUUAGGCCGCUCAGGGUGAGAGCUAGAGCGGGCUCGGGCGGGUGGCACCUCGCCCGGGACUAGAAGGGAGGGUGCAGCGGGGCCACGGCGGGGGGAUUCCGCUAGUCGGGCGGCCCGCGCGUCACCUGAGUGCACCAGCCCCCGCUGCAGCGGGACGGCGGCCGGGACGGAGCUCCCUGCGCGCCCCCCGGGGACCGGCAGCGGCCAGGAGGCUGCGCGGGGCUCGGCCGCUCGGCCCUGCAGCUCCGCGCACCCGGCAGCGGCGGCGGUGCAGCCUCGGGCGUUCGGGCAGCCUCCGAGCCCAUGGCGGGGAGCGACGUGGACAGCGAGGGCCCCGCACUGAGGGGCGGCGCGGCGCGGCGUCCGGGGGCCCCGGGCGGGCCAGGAAGCGAAGCGGCAGCCGGCUGCCCCGAGCUGCUGUCCACUGCUGAAGCGCCGGCUGAGAGCGCCACGCUGCCCGCCUGGAUGCGCCUCUACUUCUACGGGAUGCACGGGAUCACCCUGGACGUGCUGGUGUCCUCGGCCCGGCGCUUCGCCCGCAGCCCGGACCUGCGGAUGCUAGGCUUCUCCUCGCCCUACAGCUGCCUGCUGCACUCGCUCACCCAUUUCGCCCUGGAGAAGGUCUACCUGCAGCAGCGGCGCUGUCCCAGCGCCUUCGUCUUCAAUUUCCUCCUCUACCCCUCGGCCCACGUGGGUCUGCAGACCCUAGCGGGCCAGGCGCUACUACUCAGCCUGGGCGGCGGGGCCGGGGGCGCGGUGGCGCCAGGGGCGCUGGACCUGGCGCUGCAGUACGUACUGGCGCUUUACCACUGCCAAGUGUUCCUGAAGCGCUUCCUGCGCUUGCGGUACGGGCGACAGAGGCGGCGGCGGCAGCAGCAACAGCAACAGCAGCAGCAGCAGCAGCAGCGGAGGGGCGCGCUCCCCGUCGCUCCGGACGCCCGGGUCCCUACUGCGACCGGAGUCCGGCGGCGACGACCCCGUGGCCCCAGGGGCGCCGGGGGAGCCCCUAGCCAGGGGCUGCCCGACCUACCCCGCUUUCUUUUCUUCGGAAUGCACGGCUUUCUGGAUGAGAUCUUCUUCACCUUCUUCUUCAACGUACUGGGGCAGGGGGACGGAACAACCAGCGGCCACACGUCGCUCUGGUCCUUCUUUAUGUAUGGCAGCUGCAGUUUCGUGGUGGAAAAACUCUACUUCCAUCUCCACUACAGCCGCGGUUGGGGCACUUGGAAGCGGGUGCCCAUCUACGUGAUCUUCAUCUACGUGUGGGAGCUUUCCUGGGGUCUGGGACUCCGCACAUGCGGGGCUUGUUCCUGGGACUAUUCUCACUACCCGCUCAAUUUCAUGGGCCUCAUCACCCUGAUGUAUUUACCUGGCUGGAUAUUCCUUAGUGUGUACCAGGACCUAAUUUCCAACGUGUUGUGGAGGGUGCAGUACGUACCAAGUAACUAAAACCAAAAAAGAAAGAAAGAAAAGGAAAAAGUCAUUGGAUUCCCACGAAUGGAUGCGAUUUAUUUUUACACGUUUAAAAUGAAGUGGGUUUUUUAGUCCUUUAAUUUUUAUACACUUUAUUAAAUCUUCCAAAAUGUUUUAUUCCACCUUUUAGUUUUUCUAUUUGAAACCCGUGUAUAAUAUACUUUGAAACAUUACUCGAAACAUAAUUCAAAGUACUUAAUUCGCCAAUGUUUUAAAACGUUUACAAGCCCAAACAGCAAAACCGUUAUACCUUAACAUCAGAAUGGUGUAGUAGUGUUUACCCAUCUGGCCAUAGAUGAGUGAUAACUACUAAUUUUUUUUUGCGGGGGGGGAGGAUCUUUAAAUCAGAGACCAGUGAUUUUUACAAGAUUUGGCUAAAUUUUCUGAUUCAAUGAUUUGUUUACUUUCUUUUUAAUCUAAUUUCAUUUUAAAUCCUUGCCAUAUUUACCAAUGACUGAAGAAACUCAAUGUCUUGUACUCUUGAAACUACAGUUAAUAGCUCUUAAAGUGCCUCCGUCUAGCACACAAGGUGAAAAGAGGCUGAAAAAUGCGAAAGCACGUUCUAUGAACAAAUUUUUAAAUGAGAUCUUUUCUAGUAACUCAGACAGGUGACACUGUGUUAAGAUAUUUGAUCUCCAUCCUGGAAAUGAUUGCUUUCCAAUGUGGGUAAGCCUUAAACACCAGGUGUGUUAACGUUGAUCAGAUCCUGUGUUAUCUAUGGCUGUACAUUUUUGUUACUGUGCAAUAAUGUAAAAUGUUUACCUUACAUAGCCAAGGGCCAAGUGAAACUAUAUCACCUUCCACAGUGUUCUAACUCCAAGGACCCUUUUCUACAUGGAACUUCAAGGGCAGAACAUUACCUUUGAAUAAAAUGAACCUGAAUGUUCACUUUAAUUACAUUAAGCCUAAUUGUUUCCUGUGAAUACAGAUAUGUUUUCAGCAUAUUUCUGCCGUGGCUCUUUUUCCUUCUGGGCCCAGAGUCCUUGGGCCAGGCUUGAUGUGGUAAUGUGCAUUAUAAAUCAGUUGUAGCUUUGUGGUGACUUACUAUUAACGUCUGCAAGCUCUGAAGUUAAAUGAGAUGAUGUAAACCAUUUUAAGAAAUCAUGCCUAAUGAAUAAUGUA